GUCACUGACUCAGUAGUAUCAUAGCCGUCAGCCAAAAGGUACCCUGUGGAGACACUCAACGAUAGUGAGGACGUAAAAAAGAGAGAGUUGCAAGAGAGAAGCAAAGUGUUCAGCUAACCUCUCUUCUCUCAGCCUCCCGUUUAGAUUUCUGCAUUCUUAAUAUGACCCUGUUCAGCCCAAGAUACAUGAACAUGAGCGGGGAACUGAAGUCCAGCCGCUCCAGGGCAGCGAGCAAGAGGACCAGCAACACCAUUUAUGGAUCCGAGUUCGACCUGGACUAUGACAGCUAUCAUGAGGUCUACUACGACAGGGUCUAUGACUACCAACGUGUGCCAGCAUCCAUGUCCCCCUUACCCCUGGGACCCAGUUUGGCCAAACGAUCCCGUUCCUCCUCCUCCGGACACAGACGCAGUCGAGACAGAACCCACACCAAAAGCUCCCGAACCCACUCCACUAGUUCAACCACAGCCAAGUUGGGCAUGGAGGAGUUGCAGGUGAUUAAAAAGGAGCUGACUCUGAUAAAGACACAGAUCGAUGGGUUGCUUGACAGUCUUGACAAGAUGGACACACAGAGGAAUGACCACAAAGAGUCUCCCCUGAGAGAGGACAGUGCAGCUGACUCACUGUACACGGCCAGUAGUCCAGAGCGCUCCCUGUCUCCACCCAGCUCCCGCCAUCGAAUCACCAAGGAGAGCCCUGAUCUGAGGGAGCCGCAUGAUGACCACACGAUGAGCGGCCACAGCUCUGACCCCGAGGAGGAAAUGUGAGGGAGGAAAAUGAGAAGAUGUAGAAGGAUGUGCAUUAAGUGUCAAACAUUGCGGAAGAGAACAACCACCACCAAGCCUGGCUGCAUUCCCCCUAGUAGGGUGUACAUAUCAGAAAACACAAUACAAUUAUUUGUAUCACAGCAGCUCGGUGACUGUAGUGACACAGGUGACUUAAACAAUACACUGUUUUG
Molecule: messenger RNA, 958 nt
Organism: Monopterus albus (swamp eel)
Lineage: Eukaryota; Metazoa; Chordata; Actinopteri; Synbranchiformes; Synbranchidae
Product: heterogeneous nuclear ribonucleoprotein C
Exons: 7
Coding region: 162-767 (201 amino acids)
Cellular component (GO): nucleus
Molecular function (GO): RNA binding
Source: RefSeq, a predicted model, not a curated record